Molecule: messenger RNA, 3784 nt
Organism: Hippocampus zosterae (dwarf seahorse)
Lineage: Eukaryota; Metazoa; Chordata; Actinopteri; Syngnathiformes; Syngnathidae
Gene: l3mbtl1b
Product: L3MBTL histone methyl-lysine binding protein 1b
Exons: 22
Coding region: 390-2894 (834 amino acids)
Biological process (GO): regulation of DNA-templated transcription
Cellular component (GO): nucleus
Molecular function (GO): protein binding; zinc ion binding
Source: RefSeq, a predicted model, not a curated record
GCGAUAAGUAUAAAAUGAAUGUUACGUGGAGUAAAAAAUAAUGGUAUCGGUAGAUGUAGUGUUGAGUGUAUGAUGGAUUGUAGUGUUUUUAUUGUUAACGGCAGACAAUGAGAACAUGCAACCGCGAUGAGCUCGCUAGGGUCGAACGGUUGCUCGUGUUGAACGACACCGGUGAAAGUGACUCCUCAUUGGGCUGUGUCACAGCCGGUUCAAAGCGUGUGUAUGCGCGCGUGUGUUGCAUUGACCACCGAUCGUAAAGUGAACUUUUUUUUCUUCGAACACAAACUUGUCAGGCAGCGCAUCUUCCACGCAUGCGCAGCCUCCUCAGCUCAAAAUAAGAGUUAAAAGAGAAACGAGUCUUGUUUUGCAGGAAUUUUUAAGGAUCCGGAAUGGCUGACACUCCACCCAGUGACGGCCCCUCGCAAGGUGCUGACUUUGACAUGAUGGGCGCUCUGGACUGGAAGGAUGGCAUUGCCACAUUGCCAGGCAGUGACAUCAGGUUCCGCAUGACAGAGUUUGGCACACUUGAGAUUGUGACAGACGUAGAAUUUAAAGGGCAGCAGUCGACGCCAAAAAAGGAUGGAUUGGACCCGGUGCCAUCUCACAGUCCCACUCCUCCACCAGAGGGUCAAUCGCAGACAAAAACAGCGCCCACGGUGGCUAAUAAUAUUCAGCCGGUAUCGUCUCAAGUGAAAGCCCCUGCUCCUGUUGUCUUAUCUUUGGAGGAGACGCCCACUUUAGAAAGCCCCAAAGUGGAAGUUGGUCCAAGUGUGGAAGUUGGUCCAAACGGGGACCUUACUCAAUGCCGAACCUGCGGUGGUCACGUUGCUCGGGAUGCCCUCCUACAGGGAAAGUUCUGUAGCCCCAAUUGUGCCCAGCCCACAAGUGGACGGUCAUCUCCUGGGGAGCCCCGGGACGGCCAAGCUGCCGAAAGUGAGACCUUAGGUAAACGUGUGCGAAAAAAGAGAAAAAUCUAUAUGGAUUCUGGCGAUGAGGAGGAAGACAACCAAGAGGAACCAGAAGAGAAAUCCAAGACUACCAAAGGCAGGAGAGCAGCCAAAAUGGCCAAACUUGCCACAGCCCCGCUGAACAAGAAGCGGGCAUGGAGCUGGCCGGCCUACCUGGAGGAGGAGCGGGCGAUCGCUGCUCCUGUCAAACUGUUCAAAGAGUACCAGUCGGUUCCUCAAAGCCGGAACAGUUUUAAGGUGGGCAUGAAGCUGGAAGGGCUGGACCCAUGUCACCCGUCUCUCUUCUGUGUGCUCACCGUGGCGGAGAUCCAAGGCUAUCGAGUGAGGCUUCACUUUGACGGCUACCCAGAGUGCUAUGACUUUUGGGCCAACGCAGACUCGUGGGAUUUGAAACCGGCAGGCUGGUGUGAGAAAAAUGGACACAAAUUAUUGUUGCCCAAAGGUUGUAAGGAUGGCGAGUUCAACUGGAGCAUGUACGUGAAGAACUGCCGAGGGCAGCUGGCACCCAAGCACCUCUUCAAGAGUCUCAACACCUCCGUGACUCCCUCCGGAUUUCGAGCGGGCAUGAAGCUGGAAGCGGUCGACAGGAAGAACCCGUCGCUGAUCUGCGUGGCAACCAUCGCAGCUGUGGUGGACAACAGACUUCUCAUUCACUUUGAUAACUGGGACGACACGUAUGAUUACUGGUGUGACGCUAGCAGCCCAUACAUCCACCCAGUAGGCUACUGCGAGGAGGCCGAGCUGACUCUGACCACUCCAGCUGGUAAGACACAGACCAAGACACAUGUGGAAUAUAAGCAACCAAAGAGUUUCUCCUGGGAGAAAUAUCUGGAAGAGACGAGCACACAGGCUGCUCCUGCUCGGGCUUUCAAACCGAGACCUCCACAUGGUUUUCAGGUGGGGAUGAAGGUCGAAGCCGUGGACAGGAGGAACCCGAUGCUCAUCCGUGUCGCCACCGUGGCGGACACGGAAGACCACCGGCUCAAGAUUCAUUUCGACGGCUGGAAUCCAGAGUACGAUUUCUGGGUGGAGACGGACUGCCCCGACCUGCACCCUGUGGGCUGGUGUCACAAAACUGGACACACUUUGCAGCACCCGAACAGCACGAACGAUGUGAGUCCUCCAGGACAGGGAUGUCCCACCCCAGGAUGCAACGGAGUCGGCCACAUCAGAGGACCUCGUUAUGGGACACAUUACACUCAGGUGAGCUGUCCCUACUCGGAAAUGAAUCUGAACAAAGAGAGCUUGCUCCCAGACCGUCUUAGCGGCGAGCGACCCCUCACGCUCGGCGGCGCCCUCCCCCGCGGGCGACGCCCCGAGCCCAACGCGGCUCCCGCCGCGCAAAUCGCCUCUGCCCCGGACCGGCUCGAGGCAACCGAUGACGCCCACUCCAGGAAACCACCUGAGGUGGAGUUGGAGCUGUCAGGUCGCAGUAGCCAGCCAGAGGCACUAAGAGGUGCUAGUGAGCAGAACCAGAAUGGAACCAAACUCAAAAGGACUGCUCCUCUUCCCAAAUAUUUCAAAAUGCACUACGUGAAAGAAGAGCCUGGCAAUGGUAAAGCCACCUCGGACUCCAUUUCCCUCCAGCAAGCCCUUCACGAGUCAGUGUUCUCCCCUGGCAUCUCUGCCGCUCCACCCCACCGGGUGGCGCUAUGCUGGGACAAACACUGUCAGUUGCUGCCCGAGGUUUUGGGGCUCACCGCCAAGAGGGUGGCGGGAUGGAGCACCGAGGAGGUGGCCAGUUUUGUAAAAGGACUUCCGGGGUGUAAAGAACAUGCAGCUACAUUUAAAACGGAGCAAAUAGAUGGCGAGGCCUUUCUGCUGCUCACCCAAUCGGACAUCGUCAAGAUCCUGUCCAUCAAGCUGGGUCCUGCCCUGAAGAUCUACAACUCCAUCCUCAUGUUUAAGAGCGCCGAUGAAGAAUAACUGGAGGCUCCCAACAGAAACGUUGACAGAAAAGCCAUCAACUUCAAUUAAUUGCUCGCUUCUCAAUGGACUUAAAAGUGGGAGGGGGGGGGGGUGUCCCUUGUAUUGUUUACUGAAACGUCCAAUAACUACAAACAGCUGCAAAAAUGUUCCUUACAUUGUUUGUGGGAUGUCGCACCCCCCCAAACACACACACAAUUUUUUUUUUUUUACAGCUUUCAAAGCUGGUUGAUCAAGCAACAUUGUUUUUGUUUGUUUUAAUGAAUGGCACUAUGAUUUGUUUUAUUCUCGCACUGUAAAGCAGGUGAGAACUGAGAACAGUAUUAGUGAUGUGACGGUGAAAACCCCUUUCUCAAAAGGAGCUGCUUCAGUUUUUUAAUGUAAUCUCAAAGUGUUGUUUGAAAUUUAACAACCCAUUGAACAAAAAAAACAAUACUCUGUAUAUACGCUAUAGUGAGGAUUUGAAGGUGUUUGUUUUAAGUGCACAGUGAGCUGUAGGUUUCCCCCCCCCCCCUCACUGGUCUAACUGGUAAUUCGCGAAAUUUCCUGUUUUUAUCAUUGCUUCGAUGGCACAUGAAUGUAAAAAAAAAAAAGCCCCAAUUUUUUUCUUUUGUCAUUGUAAAUAGAAUGCAGCUACACGAGGAUUUACUCCUGCUUGGUUAUGCAAAGAUUGCAGGUGAGAAAAAUGUACGAAAAUAGUUAAAAGGCAACAAACUGUUGGUCAUUUUGAGGCCUCUCACCAGUUUGGAACGUGUACACCGGUGAGUGUUUAUAUGCAAACAACUUAUUUAUGUAUUGUAAUUUAAGGGUUAACGUAUGCCAUCUUGGCUCCAAGGAGUGUGUAAGUGCGUGUGCGAGUUUAUGUAUGAAAUUAAAGAGAUGCACAUUUC